CGCACACAUCCACACCUGUCCCGCGUGCCGGCAUAAUGAAGGCGGGAGCGGUGAAGGCGUGGGCGUGGGCGUGGUGUGCUCUGCUGGUGCCUCUCUUCACGCCCACAACACACGCCCAGGAUUUCGACUUGAACCCUGAGGAUCUCCUGGCGCCGCCCCCUCAACUUCUGACUCGCUCCGGGUCCAUCAAUACCCCCUGCCAGACGUCUGAUAAUCAGCAAGGUGUGUGUGGGAACGCCCUCCUGUGUGAGCAGUACGUGCCGCUACUCAGUCAAGUCAGCACCAACACGACAGUGCUCACCUUCUUCCGGGGACAAGUGUGCAGGCAAGCUCCGGGUGUCGUCCACGUGUGCUGUCCCAUCGCACCACCACCACCACCACCACCACCACAGGGGCCGCCACCCACCCCCAGCUCCUCCAUAUCUUUCAUACAGCCGCCCAGGGGAAGCUUCGGCUUCCACCGUCCCUCGCAACGCCCUAAUGCCCGCCAGCCUGCCCGUGGAGGCUUCCAUGAGGAAAAUAAAGAUGAGGAGAAGGAGGAGGAGGAAAAAAUAAAGUUUGUGAAUCCUCCAGUACAACCCACGCGCUUCCCCCAGAUAGUGACCCAACCUCUCCACCCCUCAGCAGCCAAUCCACGCCCCCAUACCCGCUUCCCCACAACCACCACCACCACCACGACUACUACAAGACCACAGCAGCCUCCUUCAUCCGUGGGGGUCUUCUUGAGUCCAGACAGAGGUCCCAUUAUUCCAGGGGGUGAAGAUGUCCCCCCAGUGUCCCAGAGUCCCGAGCCGCCCAUCACGGAGCCCCCAGUGCCGCCCAUACUGCCCUCGGAGAAUGAGUGUGGGUCUACCAGCCAAAGGGGUUCUGCCACGCCGUGGGCGGUAGGUGUGGGCGUGCUGAACAAGGACGGAUUCCAGGUUGUCUGUGGAGGCGCCCUCAUUAGCCACCUGCACGUCGUCGUCGCCGCUCACUGCCUGCACGCCCCCGCCCCGACACACGUGCGCCUGGGGAACCUGCCUGGGGCCACCGAGGACUCGCGGAUCCUCACGUGGGUGCAUCCUAACUACAACGCCGCCAGGAGGGACAACGACAUAGCGCUCAUUACCCUCGACGCCUCUGUUUCCUUCUCCGACAACAUCCGGCCCGUGUGUCUGCCCUUCCCGUACCGCCUGGACGGAUUCGUGGGGCAGCAGAUGCAGGUGCUGGGGUGGGGGAAAGAGGCCACGGUGGAGGAGGGCACGGUGCAGGUGAUAGGGUUGGGGGAUUGUCGCAAGGCCUACCACUCCCCUGCCCUCAUCUCAGACAAUAAGGUUGGGUUCUUCUCCGACCCCUCCCCCCCCACUACCGGGUUUCCUGCCUUCUCCCCUCGUUCUUCGUCAGGAGCAAUAGUGGUAGACAGGAGGCAUUUAUGUGGCUCGCCCGCCCCGUCAGCACCCUCCUCCACGACUUGUCUGAGUGACUUCGGGGCGCCUCUCAUCUACCUGGACCUAGAUACCACAGGGAAACACUUCCUGGUGGGCGUGUCUUCUCGUGGGGAGGGGUGCGAGGCGGGACCAGGCUUAUACACUAGAGUGGGGUCAUUCCUUCCCUGGCUUGCAACCCAACUCAGUUCAGUAAAGGCCUCCACCCAGAGUCCCGCUUCCAGCCUUGUCCCCAGCCCGUCACUGAUCAGGAGAGUGCCGGAGCUCACCCACCGGAACAGAGGCUAGCAGGUCACGUGAAGGCAGGGUGUGGAGGCGAGGGAGGAUGGAAGAAAGGAAAGUGAGAUAGAAAGGGAGGGAGACAGAUGAUGGAGAAAAGGAAGGCAAGGUGAACGAAGUAGUGAGAUAGGAGGGAAGGAGACAGAGAGGAUGAAAGAAAGGAAAACAAGACAAGGUAAGGAGACACGGAGGAUGAAAAGAAGCUUAGGAGGGAGAUAGACGAAAGUAAAGCAAGACAAAGGAGUGAGAUAGGAAGGGAGGAUGGGAAGGAUGCUGGAAGAGAAACAGAGUGAAUAAAUGAAAGGGAAGCAGGACUGACAAGAUAGAGAGGGUGGGUGGGAAGGAUGCAAGAAGAGACACAAAGGGUGAAAGGAAGGAAAGCAAGGCAAAGCAGUGAGAUAGGGAGGAAGGGAGAUAAGAAUGCAGGAAGAGAGAGACAGACAGACAUGUAGUGUUGGUGGCCAAGCACUGGGACGAGGUUUACAUCUCUCAUAACAGAAUAUCACAAAAUACACUAGUUUGCCCCUGUAUCACUUCACAGAAAACGAAAUAUAAAGCUAUGACAGAAAA
This is a messenger RNA of Scylla paramamosain (green mud crab), 2273 nucleotides long. Its product is annotated as clotting factor B-like. Gene Ontology annotation, molecular function: serine-type endopeptidase activity. The transcript is spliced from 9 exons. The record is from RefSeq and is a predicted model, not a curated record. Lineage: Eukaryota; Metazoa; Arthropoda; Malacostraca; Decapoda; Portunidae. Gene Ontology annotation, biological process: proteolysis. Bases 36 to 1712 code for a protein of 558 amino acids.